AUGCUGAGGGUUUGGUGUAGCAUACGAUAUUCCAAAAGGCUUACAACAUCGCCAAACCCGCUCACACCCAUUACCAAUAACCCGAAAUUAGCAGGGGGUCUCUCCCCGGCCGACCUAAAGAACUUUGGGGUGACGGACUGGGUCCACCAGCCCAUGGCCGUGCUGCUACAAGACCGCAGACCAAGCUUACUCGAUGAAUUCUGCUACUACCAACUAAAAACUUACGUUGCCACGAUCACGG
This is a messenger RNA of Pelobates cultripes (western spadefoot toad), 241 nucleotides long. The record is from the annotation of a GenBank genome assembly. NCBI's taxonomy places the organism in Eukaryota, Metazoa, Chordata, Amphibia, Anura, Pelobatidae.